AUGCCUCGAUUUGAUGAUUCGGACUUUUUGGUCGAGAGUCGUCCCAACGACAUCACCAGUACUCCUCGCAAUGGCCUACCUAUCCCUAGUGAUGGUAGUAACACCAUUGAGAUCCCCUCAACACGCAGCGCUAUCAGUGAUGCUGCGGCGCUUAUGCAUAACCUCAGCCUGUCGCCCUCCAUGAAGGAGCGAAGGAGCUCGCGUAACUCUUUUGGUACCUCUCUGCCCAUUCCACGCUCGCCGCGUCUCUCGCGUCUGCACUCUUGGAAGACAGAACGUCGUAUAGCUUCCCAUGAUAUCUUGACCUCGCAGGUCCAAGAUAUGUUCAAGGAGAAAGUGGAGACUGCUAAGAACAUGGCAUUUGCUUUCGAUAUCGACGGUGUGCUGGCACACGGACCUGAGCCUAUUGAAGAGGCCAAAGAGGCAUUGAAGAUCCUCAACGGGGAAAAUGAGCUGGGCAUUAAGAUUCCCUACAUCCUGUUGACCAACGGGGGUGGUAAAACCGAGGUGGCUCGGUGUGAGCAGCUCUCGCAGAUGCUCGAUACCACCAUCUCUACCGAACAAUUCAUCCAGUCUCACACUCCCAUGCAGGCUCUGGCCGAGUACUACGAGACUGUGCUCGUAUGCGGCGGUGAGGGUUACAAGGUUCGCGAGGUCGCCGAGACCUACGGCUUCAAGAAUGUCGUCCACCCUAAGGACAUUCUCGCUUGGGACCCAACUGUGUCGCCAUGGCGCACUUUCACAGAGGCUGAUCGGGUAAAUGCUAAGCCUCGUGAUUUCUCCAAGAUGAAGUUCGACGCUAUUCUUGUCUUCGCCGACUCCUACGACUAUGCCACGGAUUUCCAGAUUAUCAUGGAUCUAUUGCUGUCGGAGGACGGCAAGCUCCUCACCCGUGCCAAAGAUCCAGUCACCAGCCGCAUCCCCAUCUACUUCUCCCAAGGCGACUUGGUCUUCCCAACCAACCACAAGGGUCCACCUCGUCUGACACAGGGAGCCUUCCGUAUCGCCAUUGAAGCCCAGUACAAGGCUCUAACCGGCUGCGAGCUCGAGCGUGUUGUCUACGGCAAGCCCGAGCGCGCCACCUACACAUACGCUGACGAGGUCCUCAAGCACUGGAUGGAAGAGAUUCACACCGAGAACCGCCUGCCCAAGAACGUCUACAUGGUCGGUGAUAACCCGCAGUCCGAUAUCAUUGGCGGUAAUAUGUAUGGCUGGAACACCUGCCUGGUUCGCACUGGUGUCUUUCAAGGCAAGAAGGGCGAGAACGACGCCAACAAUCCGGCCAGCUUUGGUGUCUUUGACAAUGUCCUGGAGGCUGUAAAGGCUGCUAUUCGCAAAGAGCUUGGACAGGACUUCCAGCUCAAGUGGAAUCCUAAGAUCAAUCCCGUUCUUAACGAUGAGUCCAGUGCUGUUGAUUUUGAUUAG
Molecule: messenger RNA, 1425 nt
Organism: Penicillium odoratum
Lineage: Eukaryota; Fungi; Ascomycota; Eurotiomycetes; Eurotiales; Aspergillaceae
Product: phosphatidyl synthase
Exons: 1
Coding region: 1-1425 (474 amino acids)
Biological process (GO): glycerophospholipid biosynthetic process
Cellular component (GO): mitochondrion
Source: RefSeq, a predicted model, not a curated record